AUUUUGGGGAGUGACGACGUGGAAGAAGGUUUAGCCGUCGCCCCGUCGACAUCGCACGUCUGCUGCUCGUCAGCCGAAUUUCCGCACGAUGAUCAAGAAGUUCGACAAGAAGGACGAAGAGUCCGGAAGUGGCUCGAACCCUUUCCAGCAUCUGGAGAAGAGCGCAGUUUUGCAGGAGGCUCGCAUCUUCAACGAGACGCCCAUCAAUCCGCGAAGAUGCCUGCACAUUCUCACCAAGAUCAUUUACCUGCUCAACCAGGGUGAACAUUUUGGGACCACCGAAGCCACAGAGGCGUUCUUUGCCAUGACCAGGCUCUUCCAGUCCAAUGACCAAACCCUGAGGAGGAUGUGCUACUUGACCAUCAAGGAGAUGGCCAACAUCUCUGAGGACGUCAUCAUCGUCACCAGCAGUCUGACCAAAGACAUGACUGGCAAGGACGACGUGUACAGAGGACCUGCUAUCAGAGCACUCUGCAGGAUCACUGAUACAACCAUGCUGCAGGCCAUCGAGAGAUACAUGAAGCAGGCCAUCGUCGACAAGGUGCCAAGUGUGUCCAGCUCGGCCCUGGUCUCCUCACUGCACAUGGUGAAGAUGAGCUACGACGUGGUGAAACGUUGGGUGAACGAAGCCCAGGAGGCGGCUUCAAGUGAUAACAUCAUGGUUCAGUACCACGCUCUGGGCCUCCUGUAUCACCUGAGGAAGAACGACCGCCUGGCCGUCACCAAGAUGCUCAACAAGUUCACAAAGUCGGGCCUCAAGUCACCGUUUGCCUACUGCAUGCUCAUCCGCAUCGCCAGCAAGCUUCUGGACGAGACAGAAGGAGGUCAUGACAGCCCUUUGUUUGACUUCAUCGAGAGCUGCCUGAGGAACAAGAACGAGAUGGUGGUGUACGAGGCCGCCUCCGCCAUCGUGCACAUGCCCAACUGCACGGCCAGGGAGCUGGCCCCCGCCGUCUCCGUGCUGCAGCUCUUCUGUAGUUCCCCCAAAGCGGCACUUAGAUACGCCGCAGUUCGGACCCUCAACAAGGUGGCGAUGAAGCAUCCCUCGGCUGUGACGGCCUGCAACCUGGACCUGGAGAACCUCAUCACGGACUCCAACAGGAGCAUCGCCACGUUGGCCAUCACCACGCUGCUAAAGACGGGCAGCGAGAGCAGCGUGGACCGACUCAUGAAGCAGAUCUCCUCCUUCGUCUCGGAGAUCUCCGACGAGUUCAAGGUGGUGGUGGUGCAGGCCAUCAGUGCUCUGUGUCAGAAGUAUCCCAGGAAACACAGCGUUAUGAUGAACUUCCUCUCCAACAUGCUGAGAGAUGACGGUGGCUUCGAGUACAAGCGCGCCAUCGUGGACUGCAUCAUCAGCAUCAUCGAGGAGAACCCUGAGAGCAAAGAGACGGGCCUGGCGCACCUGUGCGAGUUCAUUGAGGACUGCGAGCACACUGUGCUGGCCACCAAGAUCCUGCACCUGCUGGGAAAGGAGGGCCCGCGCACCCCGCAGCCGUUCAAGUACAUCCGCUUCAUCUUCAACAGGGUCGUGCUGGAGAGCGAGGCCGUGCGAGCCGCUGCGGUGAGCGCUUUGGCCAAAUUCGGAGCUCAGAAUGACGACCUCCUGCCAAGUGUCCUGGUUCUCAUGCAGAGGUGCAUGAUGGACAACGACGACGAGGUGCGUGACCGAGCCACGUUCUACAUUAACGUGCUGCAACAGAAGCAGAAGGCGCUCAACGCCGCCUACAUCUUCAACGGCUUGUCUGUGUCCAUCCCCGGUCUGGAGAAGUCGCUGCACCAAUACACGCUGGAUCCCUCGGAGAAGCCGUUCGACAUGAAGACGGUUCCUCUAGCCACCACGCCCAUCACAGAACAGAAAAUAGAAAUCGCUCCAGUGGCCACCAGCAAGCUUCCAGAGAAGUUGGCCCCGUCGCGCCAGGACAUCUAUCAGGAACAACUGGCAGCCAUCCCAGAGUUCCAGGGUCUCGGCCCGCUCUUCAAGUCGGCCGAGCCGGUGCAGCUGACGGAAGCCGAGACGGAAUACGUGGUGCGCUGCAUCAAACACACCUUCUCCCGGCACAUGGUGUUCCAGUUUGACUGCACCAACACGCUCAAUGACCAGCUCCUGCAGAAGGUUCUUGUGCAAAUGGAGCCAUCAGAGUCCUACGAGGUGAUUCACUACAUUCCCGCCGCCAGCCUCCCGUACAGCCAGCCCGGCUCCUGCUACACGCUCGUGCGCCUGCCCGACGACGACCCGACAGCCGUGUCGUGUACGUUCAGCUGCACAAUGAAGUACCUGGUCCGAGACUGCGACCCCAACACGGGAGAGCCCGACGACGACGGUUACGACGACGAGUACGUGCUGGAGGACCUUGAAGUGACCGUGGCGGACCACAUCCAGAAAGUGCUGAAGCCCAACUUCGGAGCAGCCUGGGAAGAAGUGGGAGACAAGUUUGAGAAGGAGGAGACUUUCGCAUUGGCGUCCGUACGCACUUUAGACGAGGCAGUGAAGAACAUCGUCAGCUUCCUAGGAAUGCAGCCGUGCGAGCGCUCGGACAAAGUACCAGAAAACAAGAACUCGCACAUCCUCUUCCUCGCUGGUGUUUUCCGGGGAGGUCACGACACGCUGGUCCGCGCUCGCCUCGCGCUGGCCGACGGCGUCACAAUGCAGGUGACGGUCCGCAGCGACGAGGAGACGGUCGUCGACGUCAUCCUGGCGUCCGUGGGCUAAAGCGCAACCUUUAUCUUUUACUUUUUUGUCGAAAUCGAAACACCUACUCUGUAAGAGAAAUAAACAGUUACUACAGCAACCUUU
Messenger RNA from Phycodurus eques (leafy seadragon), 2794 nucleotides. RefSeq names its product COPI coat complex subunit gamma 2 (gene copg2). NCBI's taxonomy places the organism in Eukaryota, Metazoa, Chordata, Actinopteri, Syngnathiformes, Syngnathidae. Gene Ontology annotation, biological process: endoplasmic reticulum to Golgi vesicle-mediated transport; organelle transport along microtubule; protein secretion. The coding region runs from base 89 to 2710 and encodes 873 amino acids. Gene Ontology annotation, cellular component: endoplasmic reticulum; endoplasmic reticulum-Golgi intermediate compartment; Golgi membrane. The transcript has 24 exons. Gene Ontology annotation, molecular function: structural molecule activity. The record is from RefSeq and is a predicted model, not a curated record.